Messenger RNA from Pongo pygmaeus (Bornean orangutan), 3654 nucleotides. RefSeq names its product guanine nucleotide-binding protein G(s) subunit alpha. The record is from RefSeq and is a predicted model, not a curated record. Gene Ontology annotation, biological process: adenylate cyclase-activating dopamine receptor signaling pathway; sensory perception of chemical stimulus. The transcript is spliced from 13 exons. The coding region runs from base 1 to 3285 and encodes 1094 amino acids. Gene Ontology annotation, molecular function: beta-2 adrenergic receptor binding; D1 dopamine receptor binding; ionotropic glutamate receptor binding. Lineage: Eukaryota; Metazoa; Chordata; Mammalia; Primates; Hominidae. Gene Ontology annotation, cellular component: cytoplasm; heterotrimeric G-protein complex.
AUGGGCGUGCGCAACUGCCUCGACGGCAAUCAUAUGUCAGGACAACGCGAUAUCCCCCCUGAAAUCGGGGAACAGCCCGAGCAACCACCUUUGGAGGCCCCAGGGGCAGCUGCCCCCGGUGCUGGGCCUAGCCCAGCCGAAGAGAUGGAGACCGAACCGCCUCACAACGAGCCCAUCCCCAUCGAGAAUGACGGCGAGGUCUGUGGACCCCCAGAGGUCUCCAGACCCAACUUUCAGGUCCUCAACCCGGCAUUCAGGGAAGCUGGAGCCCAUGGAAGCUACAGCCCACCUCCUGAGGAAGCAAUGCCCUUCGAGGUUGAACAGACCAGCUUGGGAAGCUUCUGGCCUACACUGGAGCAGCCUGGAUUCCCCAGUGGGGCCCAUGCAGGCCUUGAGGCCUUCGGCCCAGCACUCAUGGAGCCCGGAGCCUUCAGUGGUGCCAGACCAGGCCUGGGAGGAUACAGCCCUCCACCAGAAGAAGCUAUGCCCUUUGAGUUUGACCAGCCUGCCCAGAGAAGCUGCAGUCAACUUCUCUCACAGGUCCCAGACCUUGCUCCAGGAGGCCCAGGUGCUGCAGGGGUCCCCGGAGCUCCUCCCGAGGAGCCCCAAGCCUUCGGGCCUGCAAAGGCUGACUCCAGAGGAGGCUACAGCCCUCCCCCUGAGGAGACUAUGCCAUUUGAGCUUGAUGGAGAAGGAUUUGGAGACGACAGCCCACCCCCGGGGCUUUCCGGAGUUAUCGCACAAGUCGACGGCAGCGGCCAGUUCGCGGCAGUCGCGGCCUCGAGUGCGGUCCGCCUCACUCCCGCCGCGAACGCGCCUCCCCUCUGGGUCCCAGGCGCCAUCGGCAGCCCAUCCCGAGAGGCUGUCAGACCUCCUUCUAACUUCACGGGCAGCAGCCCCUGGAUGGAGAUCUCCGGACCCCCGCUCGAGAUUGGCAGCGCCCCCGCUGGGGUCGACGACACUCCCGUCAACAUGGACAGCCCCCCAAUCGCGCUUGACGGCCCGCCCAUCAAGGUCUCCGGAGCCCCAGAUAAGAGAGAGCGAGCAGAGAGACCCCCAGUUGAGGAAGAAGCAGCAGAGAUGGAAGAAGCCGCUGAUGCCGCGGAGGGAGGAAAAGUCCCCUCUCCGGGGUACGGAUCCCCUGCCGCCGGGGCAGCCUCAGCGGAUGCCGCCGCUGGGGCAGCCUCAGCGGAUACCGCUGCCAGGGCAGCCCCUGCAGCCCCAGCCGAUCCUGACUCCGGGGCAGCCCCAGAAGAUCCCGACUCCGGGACAGCACCAGCCGAUCCUGACUCCGGGGCAGCCCCAGCCGAUCCCGACUCCGGGGCAGCCCCUGCCGCCCCAGCCGAUCCCGACUCCGGGGCGGCCCCUGACGCCCCAGCCGAUCCCGACUCCGGGGCGGCCCCUGACGCCCCAGCCGAUCCCGACUCCGGGGCGGCCCCUGACGCCCCAGCCGAUCCCGACUCCGGGGCGGCCCCUGACGCCCCAGCCGAUCCCGACUCCGGGGCGGCCCCUGACGCCCCAGCCGAUGCCGACUCCGGGGCGGCCCCUGACGCCCCAGCCGAUCCCGACUCCGGGGCGGCCCCUGAGGCUCCCGCCGCCCCUGCGGCUGCUGAGACCCGGGCAGCCCCUGUCGCCCCAGCUGCGCCAGACGCAGGGGCUCCCACUGCCCCAGCCGCUUCUGCCACCCGGGCAGCCCAAGUCCGCCGGGCGGCCUCCGCAGCCCCUGCCUCCGGGGCCAGACGCAAGAUCCAUCUCAGACCCCCCAGCCCCGAGAUCCAGGCUGCCGAUCCGCCUACUCCGCGGCCUACUCGCGCGUCUGCCUGGCGGGGCAAGUCCGAGAGCAGCCGCGGCCGCCGCGGGUACUACGAUGAAGGGGCGGCCAGCAGCGACGAUGACUCCAGCGGAGACGAGUCCGACGAUGGGACCUCCGGAUGCUUCCGCUGGUUUCAGCAUCGGCGAAAUCGCCGCCGCCGAAAGCCCCAGCGCAACUUACUCCGCAACUUCCUCGUGCAAGCCUUCGGGGGCUGCUUCGGUCGAUCUGAGAGUCCCCAGCCCAAAGCCUCGCGCUUUUUCAAGGUCAAGAAGGUACCCCUGGCGGAGAAGCGCAGACAGAUGCGCAAAGAAGCCCUGGAGAAGCGGGCCCAGAAGCGCGCAGAGAAGAAACGCAGUAAGCUCAUCGACAAACAACUCCAGGACGAAAAGAUGGGCUACAUGUGUACGCACCGCCUGCUGCUUCUAGGUGCUGGAGAAUCUGGUAAAAGCACCAUUGUGAAGCAGAUGAGGAUCCUGCAUGUUAAUGGGUUUAAUGGAGAGGGCGGCGAAGAGGACCCGCAGGCUGCAAGGAGCAACAGCGAUGGUGAGAAGGCAACCAAAGUGCAGGACAUCAAAAACAACCUGAAAGAGGCGAUUGAAACCAUUGUGGCCGCCAUGAGCAACCUGGUGCCCCCCGUGGAGCUGGCCAACCCCGAGAACCAGUUCAGAGUGGACUACAUUCUGAGUGUGAUGAACGUGCCUGACUUUGACUUCCCUCCCGAAUUCUAUGAGCACGCCAAGGCUCUGUGGGAGGAUGAAGGAGUGCGUGCCUGCUACGAACGCUCCAACGAGUACCAGCUGAUUGACUGUGCCCAGUACUUCCUGGACAAGAUCGAUGUGAUCAAGCAGGCUGACUAUGUGCCGAGCGAUCAGGACCUGCUUCGCUGCCGCGUCCUGACUUCUGGAAUCUUUGAGACCAAGUUCCAGGUGGACAAAGUCAACUUCCACAUGUUUGACGUGGGUGGCCAGCGCGACGAACGCCGCAAGUGGAUCCAGUGCUUCAACGAUGUGACUGCCAUCAUCUUCGUGGUGGCCAGCAGCAGCUACAACAUGGUCAUCCGGGAGGACAACCAGACCAACCGCCUGCAGGAGGCUCUGAACCUCUUCAAGAGCAUCUGGAACAACAGAUGGCUGCGCACCAUCUCUGUGAUUCUGUUCCUCAACAAGCAAGAUCUGCUCGCUGAGAAAGUCCUUGCUGGGAAAUCGAAGAUUGAGGACUACUUUCCAGAAUUUGCUCGCUACACUACUCCUGAGGAUGCUACUCCCGAGCCCGGAGAGGACCCACGCGUGACCCGGGCCAAGUACUUCAUUCGAGAUGAGUUUCUGAGGAUCAGCACUGCCAGUGGAGAUGGGCGUCACUACUGCUACCCUCAUUUCACCUGCGCUGUGGACACUGAGAACAUCCGCCGUGUGUUCAACGACUGCCGUGACAUCAUUCAGCGCAUGCACCUUCGUCAGUACGAGCUGCUCUAAGAAGGGAACCCCCAAAUUUAAUUAAAGCCUUAAGCACAAUUAAUUAAAAGUGAAACGUAAUUGUACAAGCAGUUAAUCACCCACCAUAGGGCAUGAUUAACAAAGCAACCUUUCCCUUCCCCCGAGUGAUUUUGCGAAACCCCCUUUUCCCUUCAGCUUGCUUAGAUGUUCCAAAUUUAGAAAGCUUAAGGCGGCCUACAGAAAAAGGAAAAAAGGCCACAAAAGUUCCCUCUCACUUUCAGUAAAAAUAAAUAAAAUAACAGCAGCAAACAAACAGAAAUAAAAUGAAAUAAAAGAAACAAAUGAAAUAAAUAUUGUGUUGUGCAGCAUUAAAAAAAAUCAAAAUAAAAAUUAAAUGUGAGCAAAGAA